This is a messenger RNA of Phialemonium atrogriseum, 315 nucleotides long. RefSeq lists its product as uncharacterized. Lineage: Eukaryota; Fungi; Ascomycota; Sordariomycetes; Cephalothecales; Cephalothecaceae. The record is from RefSeq and is a predicted model, not a curated record. Bases 1 to 315 code for a protein of 104 amino acids. The transcript is spliced from 2 exons.
AUGCCUAUGCAGUCGCUUGAGGACAAGAAUUGCGUCAAGACGGGCCUAACCAAGUCCCUUAAAAAGGGCAAUCAGGUCUUGCAGCCAGACAAAUGCACCUGGCGCAGCAUUGAAGGCCUUAAGCGUGGCAAGGAGCUGGUGGCUAAGUCAACCAUCAUCCGCCUUGUCAUGGCGUUGGUGCUAGGCAAAAAGCAUUCAAGGCGGCAUCCUCAAAGGAGGUUGGCCUCUAUCUACGACAACGUGCCUCUUCAGCGCGGCAAUCUCGCGCAGAAGGUCCUCUUCCUCGCGGGCGAGGUGCAACCCGCUAGUAUUUAA